Molecule: messenger RNA, 534 nt
Organism: Melampsora larici-populina 98AG31
Lineage: Eukaryota; Fungi; Basidiomycota; Pucciniomycetes; Pucciniales; Melampsoraceae
Exons: 3
Coding region: 1-534 (177 amino acids)
Source: RefSeq, a predicted model, not a curated record
AUGAAUAAAGAAACAGCAAUCCAUAAGGACGGAGAAAGAUACGAAAGCUUACAGGGAGUAUCAAAACUUAUCCAAACUGAUUCCCACUUUAUCUUGUUCAAUACCGCUGCAGCGUUAUCCAGACAAUCGACAUUAGCCUUUCCGGCCGGUGGGUCUGUGAUAUCCUCUGCGAGCGGAGAUGGGCCCAAUUUGGCGCGAGGCCGGUUGCUUGUUACAGCCCAUCCUGGCCAUGCAGCCAUAACUUUGUAUCUUACAGGAUCCCGUCAUGUCCACGGUGUCAUGUCAGCUACAGAUCUAAAAGAAAUCGACCGGGGAUUCCUAGGUAUUCUAGAGAAAUCUGAAAGAGAUUUCACCAGAUCUUUGAAAAACGUCUAUAAGUUCUCCAUAGGCGCAGAUUACGCGAAGUUCAGGGAAACUAAGUUACGAGUUGAAGCAAAAACUUCGAGUGUAUCACCAAAGCUUUGGAAACGAUCGAUAACAGGACCUGGCGAGUCCCUGCCGGCAGAUCGUGUUAAAAUAUUUCCCGUCAGGUGA